Messenger RNA from Lineus longissimus, 3354 nucleotides. Its product is annotated as transmembrane protein adipocyte-associated 1 homolog. Gene Ontology annotation, biological process: G protein-coupled receptor signaling pathway. Lineage: Eukaryota; Metazoa; Nemertea; Pilidiophora; Heteronemertea; Lineidae. Bases 121 to 1299 code for a protein of 392 amino acids. The transcript has 10 exons. Gene Ontology annotation, cellular component: plasma membrane. The record is from RefSeq and is a predicted model, not a curated record. Gene Ontology annotation, molecular function: G protein-coupled receptor activity.
CACAGAUAUUGAAUCCCCCAGUUUAUGUAGGCGAUAUAGGCCUACCCUUCCCUUUGUUUGAUAUAAUUUAAUAAGCAAAUUCUUGUCCCCGACCACAGCUUCUGAAUAGGCGCUACUACAAUGCCGGUGAAAGGUAGCAACCAUAUCGUGCCAAUACCAUAUCACGACAUGGCCACACCGCCAUAUCCUGAUAAUAUGUCAAAUAUCAUUGAAAAUUCCAACGAUACAACACAGGUGCCUCUUGUUGAUCCGCCAUGUGUAUGGAUACUCUACGCAGAAAUUCUCAAAUCAAGAGUGAGAAUCUGGGAUCUGAUUAUACUGAUUCCGAACCUGCUCUUCCUUCUCUUUAUCAUCUACAAGUGCCGCUCGGCAUUUGCGAAACUCAGAAACACAAGUAGUCCAAUCUUCACAGCUUUUUACGGCUUGGUAUGUGCUGUUGCAAUUAUCAGCGUGUUAAGGUCGAUUGUCUCAAUGACUGUCAAUGCUUAUGUACCAGCUGGAGAUAUAACUGAUAAGGUGCUUUGGUUGGUGCUGAGGUUCUUUCUGCUGGCCACAGAAUUAUCUGUCAUCAUUUUUGGCCUGGCAUUUGGUCACCUAGACAGUCAGACUAGCAUCCGAUGGGUCCUUCUAGUGACGUCCUUUAUCGCACUAGCCUACUCCGUCACGCAAGGAACCCUGGAGUUCGUACACAAAGACACUAUUUACAAUAACCUCAACACAGAAUUUGAUUUGUUCGGACACGGUGGCAUGCUGUUUUGGUUUGCCACGUCUGUCUUCUUCUCUGUGGCGUAUGCCAUAAUCACUAUUUUACCAUGUACAAAGCUUGCUGACAGAUUCUCCAUGCCAACGAAGAAGUCGUUCUACUAUUACGCAGCAUUGUUGGCUGUGCUGAACUUGGCCCAGUCGAUUGGCAGUGGGCUGCUCUACUAUCGAGAAUACAAUGGCAUGUGUGUGGUCGACGCAACGACGUAUCUCUACUUCACGUGUUUCGCUCCACUUGUUUAUCUUACAUUCCUCAAAGACUUCUUCAAAGUUGUACAGCCGAGUAUAUUGUUUUCAUACAAAGCGCAAGUGGACGAAUCAGUUGAGGAAGAUGUGAACAUGCCGCACCAAACAUCUGGAUCCGGAAAGGCAGACUCAGAAGCUACUGGGUCUGGGAGUAACUACAAUAGUACACCAUUCGACAGCUUAAAUCCGCUGUAUCAUUCGAUAAACACGCCCACCGAUCUCAGUUUCAGCAAUAAUUAUUUCAGUAGUUUGCAGGUGCCUGAUACUGUGGAGCGCCAUUUGAAUACGUAACAGUGACGCUUUGUGGACAAAUCGCUUAUUUAUCUGAGGACUGAAACAGCAAAACUUUUGUUGUUAAUGUAUUGUCUGUGACUUAUAUAGUACUGUGCAAAAUUGUGCUUUCUAUCAAUAGUUUUUGAGAACUUUGAAUAAGCGCAAUGAUCAACAGAAGGUUGGACAAAAUUUAUAGCUUAUGUAUCCGGAUAGUAAUGCAUAUGAAUACUGUUUGGUUGCCUUGGUUACUUGUCAUUGUGCAUGCAGAACUAGAUACAAAAUCUAGCAAACUUGUUUUGACCUCUGCCAACUGCUAAUUUUGAAUCAAAGAGUGUUAAAAUUCUUUAAUGUUUUAAAUAAAUACACCUGAAUAAUAAUUUUUAUGUGUUGGCAUACUGUAAAAGGAAUAUUUCACUCUUUGUUUUAUGAAAAUCGGUCCAGUGUAAAGCGACAUAUUGAAGACUUUGCAAAUGCCGCCAUCAGAAGUAUGCCACAAUUCAUUCUUCACACCAUCAAACAGGAUCAUUUUAGGACUUUGGUAUCAUACCCAUCAAGUUGGCUUGUUCUGGAUGAAUCGCUGGCAUAGUUCAUGUAUAUGCGGUAGGGACCAGGUAUUCAGUUUUGAGUUUGGGGUCUUGAGCUAUUGUCAGGUUUGAGAGUCGUACUCUAAACAUUGUCUCCACGUAUUUUCAGAUUGCAGUCUUUACAAUCAAUUCCAAAGGGAACAUUCCAAAAAGAAUUUGUAGCAUUAUAUUUCAAAAUCUCAGGCAAGAGCAUACUGUGGAAGUACUGGCCAGAGCCCUCUAUUAAAACCUGUGUACAUUACGUGUACAAUGUUGUGCAUAAGUUUUGGUUAAAAAAAGUACACCUUGGACCAAUCAAUCUGCACAAAAUUUUAUAUGUGUCAAGAAGAACCCUUUGCCAAUAGCAUAAUAAAGUUUAAAAACAUUCCAAUACCGAUUGCCUGAGAAAAAAAAGAUUUCCGUACACCAUAUCCAUCAAAACGUCACUGGCGCAUUGAUAUGGCCCUGUCAAAAUACAAGUUCUAAACUGACCAGUGAGACCACAUUUUCUUAAAUGUAUUAUCAAAAAGCAUAUUUCUGUGAUGGCCUGACUCUGUAGAUUAAGAAUCUACCACAGAUUGAGAAUUAAUUCCACUUUGGUCCAUCCCAGCCAUGUAUUUACCACAACUUGACAUUUUGAUAAGCUCUAUGUGACUGUGCCACCCUUCCGGUCGUGGAUGAAUACAUGUCUCUGCCCUACUGUGUUCAGGGUGGGUUUUCAUUUCCAAAUCUGCUUUUGGAUCAGUUCAGUUACUUGAGGCACAUUUCAGGAUGUGUUUUGAUCGCGGAGAUUCUUACGGCAUGAUAUAACCAAGGCUGCAUUCUAGUUUAGUGGGGUGGGAAGUGGCACUCAGAAAGGAGCUCAAUAUUUUUGCUAGAUGGGCGUACAAUCUUGACCUUUAGGUGGCUGCAAAUGUUUUACUUAAUGGUUUUAUCAUUAAAAAAUGCACCAAUCGAUGAAAUCUGGCUAAAAUAAGCACACUAGGGAAUUGAAAGCCCUAAAACCUGCAGUAAUAUCCUGUGUACCAUAUAUAUUUCAAUGUCACAGCUUAUCAUCAAGCUCUUGACACAGCUUAUUCCUGUGAAAUGGGGACUGUAUACCAUACCAUUUCUGUAGAUUAUAUUCGGAGAGCAUGUACAUUUAUGGUGUAAAGCAUAACAUUUUGCUGUGAGCAUGUUUGAUAACCGGUAUUCUGUACACUUGUUUCUGUUUGGGUCUUUUGUCAUUUUUAUUGUAUGACUCGAGUGACACACAAUAUAAACGAAAAACAAGUUUUUACAAUUUAAAGCACAAUUUGUUCGUCAUAACUCUCGGACAUGAACACCUUAGAGAUCGGUACAUGUGUUUGUAUGUUACUAUGUGUUUCAUCUUUGUAACAAGCUCCUCGCUAUAAACAUUUUGUUUGGAUCCCGGAAAGUUUGUUAUAGUGAGGUUGCAUUGUAUUUCUUAUUUUUUGGCUAAUAUACAUGUAGAAGCUAUUCCUUGCAGAAUAAAAUGUGUUUGAUGGUA